AUGAAGAAAGCGUGGGAGGAAACUGUACAGGAUAGGAAGUACAUCUCGAUGCAGGAAAAGCAAAUCGAUGAGGACCUUGUCACUCUCAACCAGACUCUGGCGGAGAUCGAUACGUACUACGAAGAGGACGAGGAAGCAGAGUACACUGAAAGCAACCCCAAGUGGAAGCUUAUCAUCCCAAAGCACUUCAUGGAUCCUGAGAACUUAACUUCGGACUUGGGCCCAAAGCAUCAUCCUCCGUUUCCUGUGGUACCAACAGCUGCCAUGAUGGACCCCUCGACAAGAAUGCGCGAGAGCGCAUGCCGUGGGCGAACAUGGGAAGUGAUUGAAUUGAUUGAACAGCAGGGAGCACAGGUGGAACUCGAGAGGCGGUCUGUGGGCUGUGCUGACAUCCCACCCUUCCACGUGCCAGCGCUGAUUGAGAGAGGAGGGAACAUCUCGCAGGUGACUAGGCACGGUAGAACUCCUCUCCACUAUGCUGCUGAUCAAGGGCAUUUGGAGUGUGCAAGAGUAUUACUCAACGCGGGCGCCGAUACCAACCUGAGAGAUAUUGAUGACCGUACUCCCUUGCAGCUUGCUAAGAAUGCAGGACACGUCGCAGUCAUGGAGUUGCUGGGGAGCGUGACCAAUAACUCUACAGAGGUUUGA
Guillardia theta CCMP2712 is the source of this 648-nucleotide messenger RNA. RefSeq lists its product as hypothetical. NCBI's taxonomy places the organism in Eukaryota, Cryptophyceae, Pyrenomonadales, Geminigeraceae. Bases 1 to 648 code for a protein of 215 amino acids. Gene Ontology annotation, molecular function: protein binding. The record is from RefSeq and is a predicted model, not a curated record. The transcript is spliced from 7 exons.